Macadamia integrifolia is the source of this 2525-nucleotide messenger RNA. Its product is annotated as zinc finger CCCH domain-containing protein 48-like. Gene Ontology annotation, biological process: DNA topological change. Gene Ontology annotation, molecular function: DNA topoisomerase activity; metal ion binding; DNA binding. The transcript is spliced from 11 exons. NCBI's taxonomy places the organism in Eukaryota, Viridiplantae, Streptophyta, Magnoliopsida, Proteales, Proteaceae. The coding region runs from base 735 to 2525 and encodes 596 amino acids. The record is from RefSeq and is a predicted model, not a curated record.
UCCAACCAGUUCGGUUCUAGUUUUGCUAAAUACUUUCCUAUUCUUAUUCUGUUAGCUUUAAUUCUCCGCAUCUCCUUCGCGGGGAAGAAACAGUAUUAUAUAGCAGAGAAAGAAAUAAAAAAGAAUGUUCUGCAGCUGCUGAUUAGGUCACUGCUUCUCGAAACGCUUCGAUCUUUAUCGCUUCUGACGGUGCGGUGAAGUGCGGGAUCAAACUAAAGAAAUUUAUCGAGGAGAUUGUGAUUUCUAAAGAAUCAAAGAUUCAUCAUCCAUAAGCGGGGAUUUUGUAGUUUACAUUUGACCCAGGUUUGUUGUUUGAAUCUUGCAGUGUCUUGCAAUUUCAAGUUUCUCCAAAGCCAUCAUCAGAUAUCAAAGGGAUAGUUUGAAGAAGUUCUCAGUGCAGUACGUGAUGAUAGGAUCUAAAAAUUCUGCUACCUUGUUUCGUAGUCCAUGGAGGAUGCUUGUUUAUCGUCCUUCUUUACAGUUCCGGAACUGCAUAUCGGAUCGGUGUCGGUCUAUGUUCCGCGUUUUCUAAGGAUUUUUAGGGUUUUCCCAGUUGCCCUUCGUCUACCUGUUUUUGGAUUGUAGGCGAAGGAGAUUUUCUAUUAACUUCUAUUGGACUGAAGGAGCAGAUAUCAAGUUUUGAUUGAGGAAAUUUAGAAGGGUCUUCGACUUCAUUGGUAUCUUUGAUCCUGAAUUUAGGGUUUUUGUUUAUUUGUUUUCUAUUUGUGGUAGCUAUGGAUGUCGACUCAGCAGCAAGAGAUGGAAAUAAGCGUGUGUUUAAUCGCUUGGGAGCCGCACCCGCAUCUGAUAAACCCCAGAAAGUCUGUUACCACUGGCGGGCUGGGAGGUGUAGCCGGAACCCUUGCCCCUUCCUUCAUAGAGAAUUGGCACCACCGCAGAGUAACGAUGGGAUCGCUUCGAAGCGUCCUUAUGGGCCUGCCAAUGACCGGAGUUUCAGUGGUCCUUCUUCCAUGCCCCGUAGACCUAAUCCGAAUAUGCCGUGGGCUUCCAACACCUGGGGCCGGAAUCAUGGUGGUGGUGCACCCGGAUCAGCUAGGGUUCCUCGAAAAACACAGGACAAGGUCUGUCAUUAUUGGCUGGACGGAAACUGUACUUAUGGAGAUAGGUGCAGAUUUCUGCACUCUUGGUUUCUUAGUGAUUGUUUCACAUUGUUGACGCAUCUUGAAGGACACCAGAAGGUUAUUAGCGGGAUUGCUCUUUCAUCCGGUUCUGAUAAGCUCUACUCUGGGAGCAAAGACCAAUCUGUACGGGUUUGGGACUGUCAAUCUGGGCAGUGUGCUGGUGUAAUCAAUCUGGGAGGUGAAAUUGGAUGUAUGAUAAGUGAAGGUCCCUGGCUUUUUGUUGGAAUUCCAAAUGCUGUCAAGGCUUGGCACACCCAAACUGCCUCUGAACUUAGUCUUAAUGGACCUGCUGGACAAGUUUAUGCCCUUGUUGUCGGCAAUGGGAUGCUUUUUGCUGGAACCCAGGAUGGUAAUAUACUGGCAUGGAAAUUUGAUGCUGCAAGCAACUGCUUUCAACCAGCUGCUUCACUUCAGGGCCACAGUCUUGGUGUUGUUGCAUUAGUCAUUGGAGCUAAUAGACUUUACUCUGGCUCAAUGGACCAAACAAUAAGAGUUUGGGACCUAGAGAGCUUACAAUGUAUACAAACUUUGACUGGCCAUACGUCAGUUGUGAUGUCUGUUCUUUGUUGGGAUCAAUUUUUGUUAUCGUGUUCACUUGAUAAAACAAUAAAGGUGUGGGUUGCUACAGAAAACGGCGACUUGGAAGUAACAUACACACACAGUGAAGAACAUGUAUGCUGUUUGUGGAACUUUCUUUUGGCUUUACUCUUAUAUGUUUUUAUUUAUGCUAUCCGUGUUCAGGUCCUCAACAAAUCUCUCUUACCUACUCUAGAACAGUCCUUUGCCAGUGUUCACACGGAAGAAUGCCGUCGUAGUUCCAUGCUUCAUCCUCCGACUGAAAAAUCAGCUUUACAGACUAGCUCUACUCCCACUUCAGAUGGGUCAUCUCGCAUUGGCGAUACCACCAAGCAAGGGAUUGUGCAAGAACAACAAAGGCAUCCAGUGUGGGGUCCAUAUGCGCAACGGCUACUGGAUGCUGAAGCAGGACUUUGGAGAAAUCCUACUGGUGGUGGACACGAUGACAAGGCACAUCCACCUAUUCAUCCCACAAAAUUUUCUGGUGGAGAAUCUGGAUGGAGUCAAGACCACCAUCAGAGAUUGUAUGAGCUUGUUGUUCGCCAUUUUCUAGCCUGUGUUUCACAGCCAGCCAUAGGGGCUGAGACUACUGUUGAAAUUGAUAUUGCUGGUGAAUCCUUUUCUGCAUCUGGGCGUGUUAUAAUAGCUCUACAUGAACUGGGUUCUUAUCUGACUAUUUGUUGGGCAUUAAACUAUUAUUCAGCUUUCUUUUGUGAUGCUUAUAUUAUAUACAGCAUAAUUGUUGGGAGAACAAAAACUCUUGUUAUUGUAUUAGAUCAAGGGCAUGUUUCCAGCAAUUUUCUGUAG